GGGGCGGCGUGGGGGUGUCCCAGCCCGGGGGGCCGUGCCCGCGGUCCGGUCCCGCCCCGCCGCGUCUCUCCUUAAAGCUCCCGCCCGGCCCCCGUCGCGCUCACCGCUCUCGCCGCCCCGGAGCCGCCGCCGCGAUGCCGCUGCGGGGCCGGACGCUGCUGCUGGCGGCUCUGCUGCCCUCCGUGCUGCUGGCCGCUCCUCCGCCCCCCGCCUGCCCCGAGCGCUGCGAUCGGUCCCGCUGCCCGGCGCUGCCCGCAGCCUGUCCCGGCGGGCCCGUGCUGGACGCCUGCGGCUGCUGCCGCGUGUGCGGGGCGGAGGAGGGCGAGGCGUGCGGGGGCGCGGGGCCGCCCUGCGGAGAGGGGCUGCAGUGCGCGGUGCCGCCCGGGGCCGUCCCCGCCUCGGCCACGGUGCGCAAGCGGGCGGCGGCGGGGCGCUGCCAGUGCUCCAGCACCGAGCCCGUGUGCGGCAGCGAUGCGGUCACCUACGCCAGCCACUGCCAGCUGCGGGCCGCCAGCCGCCGGGCGGAGCGCCUCCGGCAGCCGCCCAUCAUCGCUAUCCAGCGCGGAGCCUGCGGGCAGGGCCAAGAACAUCCGAACAGCCUGAGGCACAAAUACAACUUUAUAGCAGAUGUGGUGGAGAAGAUCGCUCCUGCUGUGGUUCACAUUGAAUUAUUUCGCAAACUUCCUUUUUCCAAGAGGGAGGUUCCUGUGGCCAGUGGCUCGGGGUUCAUUGUCUCUGAAGAUGGGCUGAUAGUGACCAAUGCCCACGUGGUCACCAACAAGAACAGGGUGAAGGUGGAGCUGAAGAACGGGGAGACUUACGAAGCCAAAAUUAAAGAUGUUGAUGAAAAAUCUGACAUUGCACUAAUUAAAAUAGAUUCUCAGGGUAAAUUGCCAGUUCUUCUGCUAGGUCAGUCUGCAGACCUGAGGCCAGGGGAGUUUGUGGUGGCCAUUGGGAGUCCCUUUUCCCUGCAGAACACGGUGACCACGGGCAUUGUCAGCACCACGCAGCGCGGGGGCAAGGAGCUGGGGCUCCGCAAUUCCGACAUGGACUAUAUCCAGACUGAUGCCAUCAUCAAUUAUGGGAACUCUGGAGGACCCCUAGUAAAUCUGGAUGGUGAAGUCAUUGGAAUUAACACAUUAAAAGUUACAGCAGGCAUCUCGUUUGCUAUCCCAUCUGAUAAAAUAAAGAAGUUCCUAACUGAAUCCCAUGACAGACAAGCUAAAGGAAAAGCUGUAACCAAAAAGAAAUACAUUGGCAUAAGAAUGAUGUCCCUAACUCCCAGCAAAGCUAGAGAGUUGAAGGAUCGCCAUAAAGACUUCCCUGAUGUUGUCUCUGGGGCCUAUGUCAUUGAAGUUAUUCCAGAAACACCAGCUGAAGCUGGUGGCCUGAAGGACAACGAUGUGAUUAUAAGCAUCAAUGGACAGUCGAUAAGCUCAGCCAGUGAUGUCAGUGACAUUAUUAAAAAGGACAGUACGUUGCACAUGGUUGUGCGCAGGGGCAACGAAGAUGUUAUGUUAACAAUAGUUCCCGAGGAAAUCGAUCCCUAA
Cinclus cinclus is the source of this 1550-nucleotide messenger RNA. It is a transcript of the gene HTRA1, whose product is annotated as HtrA serine peptidase 1. Bases 135 to 1550 code for a protein of 471 amino acids. Gene Ontology annotation, cellular component: extracellular region. The transcript has 9 exons. NCBI's taxonomy places the organism in Eukaryota, Metazoa, Chordata, Aves, Passeriformes, Cinclidae. Gene Ontology annotation, biological process: proteolysis; positive regulation of apoptotic process; programmed cell death. The record is from RefSeq and is a predicted model, not a curated record. Gene Ontology annotation, molecular function: protein binding; serine-type endopeptidase activity.